Nematostella vectensis (starlet sea anemone) is the source of this 525-nucleotide messenger RNA. RefSeq lists its product as uncharacterized. Bases 1 to 525 code for a protein of 174 amino acids. Lineage: Eukaryota; Metazoa; Cnidaria; Anthozoa; Actiniaria; Edwardsiidae. The record is from RefSeq and is a predicted model, not a curated record. The transcript is spliced from 3 exons.
AUGCCUAUUGCUGGUGGUCUGGACACGACCGAGAUGAAGCUCAGUACAUACUCCAAGUUUCCCAUAUCGAAGCUUUUCCUCGGAAUCAAGUUCUGCUCUAAGUACAACUGGCUGCCGUUGGACAUACUCACACGAUCUAGAGUAUCUUUGCACGGGAUCAUCUCCUUUGGCAGUUACAAGGGCACCAUCAUCCCACGAGACGACUGGAAAAAGCUCGUACCAAAUGCAUCUCUUCAGAAAAAUUGCAACAUGCAAGGAUUUAAUGUGAACCCUCAACCAAAACAUGGGGCAACAAUCCCAGCACGGGCACGAAUCGGUAUCGUCUCCAAUAACGAGAAUGAUUGCAAAUCGCCCGACUCUUUCUUCGGAUUUGGUACCCACUGUGGUAUAAAGGAUAUCUCCGUUGGUAACGAAGCCAGACGCAAUUGUUUUGCUGAUAAUGGCGACAUAAGCGCCGCUGCGUGGGCUACAUUCUCGCUCAGUAAUCCCUACAACGCGGGUGCAUUGGGUAGAAAUUACUUAUAG